UGCGACCCGGAGGCGGAACCGGCCUGCGCUGUGCCGACCUCGGCUCCCGGAGCGCGGGGGACCUGCCGGGCCUAAGGGAUCGUGCGCGCCUCUCCCCCCGGCCCCGCCGCGCUCGGCCAUGCGGCCCCCGCGCUCCCGCGCCGCUCCGCUCGCGCUCCUGGUCGCGCUGCUGGCCGCGCCCCCGGCCCUGGCCGAGGCCCCGCACCUGGUGCUCGUGGACGCGGCCCGAGCGCUGCGGCCCCUGCGGCCCUUCUGGAGGAGCACCGGCUUUUGUCCCCCACUGCCUCACAGCCAGGCUGACCAGUACGACCUCAGCUGGGACCAGCAGCUCAACAUGGCCUACGUGGGCGCUGUCCCCCACGGCGGCAUCGAGCAGGUCCGGACCCACUGGCUGCUGGAGCUCAUCACGGCCAGGGGGUCAGUGGAGCAAGGCCUGAGCUACAACUUCACCCAUCUGGAUGGGUUCCUGGAUCUUCUCCGAGAGAACCAGCUCCUCCCAGGCUUUGAGCUGAUGGGCAGCCCCUCCAAACGCUUCACCGACUUCGAGGACAAGCAGCAGGUGUUUGAGUGGAAGGAGCUGGUCUCCCUCCUGGCCAGGAGAUACGUUGACAGGUACGGACUCUCCCACGUUUCCAAGUGGAACUUCGAGACGUGGAACGAGCCAGACCACCACGACUUUGACAACGUGUCCAUGACGUUGCAAGGCUUCCUGAACUACUACGACGCCUGCUCCGAAGGCCUGCGAGCCGUCAGCCCCGCUCUGCGCCUGGGGGGCCCUGGGGACUCCUUCCACCCCUGGCCGCGCUCCCCGCUGUGCUGGGGCCUCCUGGGCCACUGUCACAACGGCACCAACUUCUUCACGGGAGAGUUGGGCGUGCGGCUGGACUACAUCUCCCUCCACAAGAAGGGCGCGGGCAGUUCCAUCCACAUCCUGGAGCAGGAGCAGGCGGCCGUGCAACAGAUCCGGCGGCUCUUCCCCAAGUUCGCCGACACCCCCAUUUACAACGACGAAGCUGACCCGCUAGUGGGCUGGUCCCUGCCGCAGCCCUGGAGGGCCGACGUGACCUACGCGGCCCUGGUGGUGAAGGUCAUCGCGCAGCACCAGAACCUGCUGGUGGCCAACGCCAGCUCCCCCGUGCGCUACGCGCUCCUGAGCAACGACAACGCCUUCCUGAGUUACCACCCGCACCCCUUCACGCAGCGCACGCUCACGGCGCGCUUCCAGGUCAACAACACCCGCCCGCCGCACGUGCAGCUGCUGCGCAAGCCGGUGCUCACCGCCAUGGCGCUGCUGGCCCUGCUGGACGGCGAGCAGCUCUGGGCCGAGGUGUGGCAGGGCGGGACGCUGCUGGACGGCAACCACACGGUGGGCGUCCUGGCCAGCGCGCACCGCCCGGCCGGCCCCGCUGACGCCUGGCGCGCCACGGUGCUGGUCUACGCGAGCGACGACACGCGCACCCACCCCAACCGCAGCGUCGCCUUGACCCUGCGCCUGCACGGGGUGCCCCCGGGGCCGGGCCUCGUCUACGUCACGCUCUACCUGGACAACCGGUUCUGCAGCCCUCACGGCGAGUGGCAGCGCCUCGGCCGGCCGGUCUUCCCCUCAGCAGAGGAGUUCCGGCACAUGCGCGCAGCCGAGGACCCGGUGGCCGCGGCGCCGCGCCCCUUCCCUGCCAGCGGCCGCCUGACGCUUCGCCCGGAGCUCCGACUGCCCUCACUCCUGCUGGUGCACGUGUGCGCACGCCCAGAGAAGCCGCCGGGCCAGGUGACCCAGCUCCGGGCUCUGCCCCUGACCAGCGGGCAGGUGCUCUUGGUCUGGUCAGAUGAGCAUGUGGUCUCCAAGUGCCUGUGGACGUAUGAGGUCCAGUUCUCUGCAGGUGGCGAGGGGUACGCUCCCGUCAGCAGGAAGCCGUCGACCUUUAACCUCUUUGUGUUCAGCCCAGACACAGCUGUCACAUCUGGCUCCUACCGGGUUCGAGCGGUGGACUACUGGGCCCGACCAGGCCCCUUCUCGAACCCUGUGCAGUACGUGGAGGUCCCUGCCCCGUGAGGGCUGCCGCUGCCCAGUGACUGUGAGCUGGAGCUGACCGGUGACCCCGGGCGGCCAGGAGCUGAGGCGGGCCGGACCACCGCCGGCCGUCACUUGGCUCUGUUCACCUUGUCCUGUGACUUGCUCGCCUCCUUAAAGUGCCUUUCCGCUCAUCA
Leopardus geoffroyi (Geoffroy's cat) is the source of this 2205-nucleotide messenger RNA. RefSeq names its product alpha-L-iduronidase (gene IDUA). Bases 119 to 2050 code for a protein of 643 amino acids. The record is from RefSeq and is a predicted model, not a curated record. NCBI's taxonomy places the organism in Eukaryota, Metazoa, Chordata, Mammalia, Carnivora, Felidae. Gene Ontology annotation, molecular function: protein binding; L-iduronidase activity. Gene Ontology annotation, biological process: carbohydrate metabolic process. The transcript has 14 exons.